AUGGUGGCCGCUGAAACAGAAGGCAAAGCGCGAUCAGUUUCCCCAAAACAGCUGGAGCCUGGGCAGAGUCAUCACCAUCACCAUCAUCACCACCACAAGCGCACUUGGUACAAUGAUUUCUUAUUCCUCGGCGCGAUUCUUUCCGGUAUAUACGUCUUCUUCUUAAUGUUCGGAUACUACCAGGAGAAGAUAUACAGCACCAAGCAUCCAGAGACUGGAGAAAAAUUCUCAUUUUCCUGCUUUUUGGUUCUCGUUGCGUGCAUGAGCAACGCCAUCUUCUCCUUCAUGCUGAUACUGCUGCAGCAUCGCCGCCGUGCUUUGGAACUACUUUUACAACUGAGCGGCCACAGCGUCAAAGAGACGGCGCUAAUAUCUCUGUCAUAUUCUGGCUCUAUGCUCUUUACUAACUACGCUUUGACACACGUCAACUACCCUACGCAGAUUCUUGUCAAAAGUGCAAAGAUGGUGCCCGUCGUUGUUGGGGGAUUCGUUUUCUUCGGAAGAACUUAUCCCUGGCAAGAUUAUUUGUCCGUGUUUGUUGUAACAUGCUCUCUGACGGUGUUCCAGCUGUGCAAGCACGAGGCAAAGGCGGUGGAAGGUUCUCUGCAUCAAAACUCAGUGUUGGGGCUGUCAUUUUUGUGCGGUUCGCUUCUGUGUGAUGGCCUCACGGGGCCCCGUCAAGACCGGCUGAUGGCGAGGGAAAAACAUUUGAGCUCGUUGUUAAUGAUGUUCCUGACCAAUGCAUGUGCGAUUGUUUGGGUGGGCACUGCUGCCGCUGUCACCGAAGGCCUCAGGCCUCUAUAUUUCCUCGCGGCGCAGCCGGAUGCUGCUGGUCACCUCUUUGCCUUUGCAGUGUGCGGGUCGCUGGGGCAGUUGUUUAUAUAUCAGAGCCUGAAGCAUUUUGGCAGCCUGUACACCUCGCUAUUCACGACCAUUAGGAAGGCCGCCUCCACCGUCUUCUCAGUGUACGUGUUCGGCCACAAGUUGAAUGGAAUGCAGUGGGGCGCUUUUGCUGCAAUGUUCUCCGUAAUCAUGUUGCAGUCCUAUGUUACGAACAAGAACAAGAGGCACCACCAUCACCACGAAGCCAAGAAGGAAAUCUAG
Messenger RNA from Cyclospora cayetanensis, 1104 nucleotides. Its product is annotated as solute carrier family 35 member B1. The record is from RefSeq and is a predicted model, not a curated record. NCBI's taxonomy places the organism in Eukaryota, Apicomplexa, Conoidasida, Eucoccidiorida, Eimeriidae. Bases 1 to 1104 code for a protein of 367 amino acids. The transcript is spliced from 2 exons. Gene Ontology annotation, biological process: UDP-galactose transmembrane transport. Gene Ontology annotation, cellular component: endoplasmic reticulum membrane; Golgi membrane. Gene Ontology annotation, molecular function: UDP-glucose transmembrane transporter activity; UDP-galactose transmembrane transporter activity.